Paralichthys olivaceus (Japanese flounder) is the source of this 890-nucleotide messenger RNA. NCBI's taxonomy places the organism in Eukaryota, Metazoa, Chordata, Actinopteri, Pleuronectiformes, Paralichthyidae. The record is from RefSeq and is a predicted model, not a curated record.
CAUGCUCUUGAGCAGCUGACAUACUCUGACAUUCUUUAUUUGUUUUGUUUUUAGCUUUCUGCACAUCCACUUUGGAAACCCACUCUCCUUUUUCUACGAUGGCUGCGAUUGGAAACCGAGGAACAGUGACUGAGGCAUCUGGUUUCGACCCAGAAGCAGAUGCCCAGAGGCUCAGAGGAGCCAUGAAGGGAGCUGGCACUGAUGAGAUGGCAGUCAUCGACGUCCUCUCACACCGUACUAUUGCCCAGCGGCAGCGCAUCAAAGAGGCCUUCAAACAAGCAGUCGGGAAGGACCUGGCUGAGGAACUGUCCUCCGAGCUCAGUGGGAACUUCCGGACUGUGGUCCUAGGUCUGCUAAUGCUGGGCCCUGUGUACGACGCCUACGAGCUGAGAACUGCGAUGAAGGGGGCUGGGACAGAGGAGGCCUGUCUCAUCGAUAUUCUCGCUUCAAGGACAAAUUCUGAAAUAAAAACCAUCAAUGCCUUCUUCAAGAAAGAACAUGGGAAAGACCUGGAAGAUGUUGUGUGUGGAGACACAUCUGGAAUGUUCCAGAGAGUCUUGGUCUCUUUACUCACAGCAGGACGGGAUGAGGGUGAUAAAGUGGACGAGGCCCAGGCUGUUCUAGACGCCAAGGAAAUCUAUGAGGCCGGUGAGGCUCGAUGGGGCACAGACGAGGUGAAAUUUCUCACAGUGCUUUGUGUGAGGAACCGAAACCAUCUGAUGCGAGUGUUCGAGGAGUAUCAGAAGAUUUCUGGAAGAGACAUCGAGGACAGCAUCAAGAGGGAGAUGUCUGGCUGUCUGGAGGACGUCUUCCUGGCCAUAGUGAAAUGCAUGAGGAACAAACCAGCGUUCUUUGCAGAGCGAUUAUACAAAUCAAUGAAGCUAGAUUGA